UGCGUUAAUUUCAGUCCACAGCAAACUCCCUGAACUCUCUCUCUCUCUCUCUCUCUCAGCUGUCAGGAUGUCUGGUGCUGGAAGGACCGUGCUUGUGCGGGGAGCUGGCACUGUGGGAUCAGGGAUAGUCAAAGCUCUGCUGGAGAAAGGCUGUCGUGUCGCAGUUAUAUCCAGAGAUGCAGCCCGGCUGGAAAAACUGAAAAGCUUUGUCCCGGCCUCCACCCGAGAAAGGCUGGUCACUUUGGUUGGAGAUGUGGGGACCGAGGAGGGUGCAGAGGCAGCUAAGAACAGUGUGGUGAAGGCACUGGGGAAAGUGACUGACAUUGUGUCAUCCUUGGGGUUCAGCUGGUGGCAAGGUGGGCCUCCUCACACUCAGUCACUGAAGGACCUGCACAAGGUGCUGGACACCCUAUUGUUAAGCACUUUUACAUCCUGGAAGGCAUUCUUUCCUCUGGUUAAAGAUGACCCUAAUGCAUCAUAUACAUUUGUAACUGGUGGUGCAGGAGACAGACUGCUCAUGCCAGGCACCGGUUUCCUGACUGUGGGUGCGGCUGGAGCUGUGGCGUUCUGUCAGAUCGUUAGAGAAGAGUAUCCUGACGUACCAUGCAAAGUGAAUGAGAUGAAGCUUAACUUGGGUGUUGCAACCCCAGAACGGAUUGCUCCUGGUUUCGUGAAUCACUUGGAUGUGGGUGAAGCCAUGGCCACUAUAUUGGAGAAGAAGUGCGUUUCACAUCAUGUGAUCUGUGUGAACACACCAGCCGACCUCAAAACCCUGAUUGUAGAAGGCAAAGUCUAACCUUCCAAAGAUUGAGCGUGGAAUCACUCCUCAACGGCCACGCCAAGGCAACGGUCCAUACCACUUUGUUUAGUUCAAAGUCCUGUAACAGAAUAGUAGUGUGCACCUUACUAUAGAGUCAAUUAUAUGCCUGAUCACAACACAACAAAGACAGCCCAAGUUUCACAUUUAAUUACCAGAUUGUUCCUUAUUAAACUCAAGGCAAACCUUAAGUUAAUAUCUGGCAGUAACUUGCCAUGUUCUGUUAAUAAGCGCACACCUUUACUCUCAGGAAAUUCAAGUUCCAAACUAUUUUACGGACAUCAGAGUAAAGUAAUUUGCCACUAUUGAUUCUGCUCUUAAGAGAAAUUUGCCUUAAUCCAGAUCAGGAAAAUGCAAAGCUGUACUCCACUGGUAUUUGCUUCAGUGUUGAAACAGAUCCACAGUUAUUGGUGCUGGUCAGAAUUGUGAACUGUACACAUUAACAUUGACAAUCUGAAACAUAACAUAUAUCAUCCCUUCAGUAUUACCUAGCUUUGCUACUGAAGUAAAUUGCCCACUACUUUAGUUAACCUAUAGGACUUCUGUUGAUGACAUUUCUUGAUGUGACUUGUGUUUAACCAACAUAGCAUACACAUUUCAGCAAAUUAAUAAUACAUCUAAUUGUUGUACUGGUACUCCUUUUGACAACAAUUCCUCUGUAAAAUGUAGUUAACAUUCUCCAUUACUUGAUGUAAAUUGAUGUUAGCCAAUUUUGUUGGACAUUUUAAUAAAUGUAAUUUGUAAAAAUAAAUGCGUUUG
Callorhinchus milii (elephant shark) is the source of this 1576-nucleotide messenger RNA. Its product is annotated as SDR family oxidoreductase. NCBI's taxonomy places the organism in Eukaryota, Metazoa, Chordata, Chondrichthyes, Chimaeriformes, Callorhinchidae. Gene Ontology annotation, biological process: fatty acid beta-oxidation. Gene Ontology annotation, cellular component: mitochondrion. The record is from RefSeq and is a predicted model, not a curated record. Gene Ontology annotation, molecular function: 2,4-dienoyl-CoA reductase (NADPH) activity.